This is a messenger RNA of Sinocyclocheilus grahami, 320 nucleotides long. Its product is annotated as aldehyde dehydrogenase family 9 member A1-A-like. NCBI's taxonomy places the organism in Eukaryota, Metazoa, Chordata, Actinopteri, Cypriniformes, Cyprinidae. The annotation marks the transcript as partial. The transcript is spliced from 3 exons. The record is from RefSeq and is a predicted model, not a curated record. Gene Ontology annotation, molecular function: oxidoreductase activity.
AUUAUCAGGAAUGGAGAGGGCCCGGAUCAUGCUGGAGGCCGCCAGAAUUAUUAGGGAGCGCAGAGAUGAAAUUGCGAGAGCAGAAGUGGCCAACAAUGGCAAAUCAAUCACUGAGGCUCAGGUGGAUAUUGAUGUUGCUUGGCAGUGUAUUGAGUACUAUGCUGGCAUUGCCCCCACUUUGUCAGGCCAGCAUAUACAGCUUCCAGGAGGAUCUUUUGCUUAUACUAGAAGGGAGCCACUGGGAGUGUGUGUUGGCAUUGGAGCUUGGAACUACCCAUUCCAGAUAGCUGCCUGGAAGUCAGCCCCAGCUAUGGCCUGUG